AUGUCGAGCGGCGGCGGCGGCGGCGGCGGCGUCAAGCGAGACUCGGACGGCAAGGCCCGCGCGCCCAAUGCCCCCUCCGGCAGAUUCCACGACAUGUUUGCCCACUUUCGCGACGAGCUGGACGAGCAUCACGACCGGCGCGAGAGGAUAGUCAAGGCCAGCAGGGACGUGACGGCGCAGAGCAAGAAGAUCAUCUUUACAUUGCAAAGAGUCAAGACGCUCAACCAAGACUUCUCGUCGAGCACGGAAAAAGACGUGUCGUCACGCAUGGCCGAAAUCACAAAGCUGCUCCAGUCCGUCGCCCCCGACCUGCAGUCCGUAAACCGCCACCGCUACGCCUGGCCGCUGCGCUGCCUCGAGGAGCUCGUCGAGGCCCUCUCCAUGGCCCACUACCUGCGCCAUCAGCGCCUCAUCACCCCCUCCGAGGCCCAGGCCGCCGUGCCCGCCGACAUUGCCCUCACGCCGCACGACUACAUGUACGGCAUCUUCGACCUGUUUGGCGAGCUCAUGCGAUUCGCCACGGUCCAGCGCGCCGCCGUGCUGCCCCGCGCUUCGGCCGUCGCCGCGGCGGCCGCAGGGGGGGGAUCCGACGACGCCAAGAGGCCCAUCCUGCGUGACAUGCAGGAGCUGGGCUGCGCCUUUGAGAUGCUGCCCCACGUGCCCUCCAAGGAGUACCGGAGCAAGAUGGAGGUGAUGAGACAGAGCGUGCGCAAGGUCGAGGCUCUGGGCUACGGGCUCGUCGUCAGAGGCAGCGAGCGGCCCCAGGGAUGGGUGCCGGACAUGAAGGACGAGGCGCCGGGUCGGGUGUCUCCUGUCUGA
Molecule: messenger RNA, 819 nt
Organism: Hirsutella rhossiliensis
Lineage: Eukaryota; Fungi; Ascomycota; Sordariomycetes; Hypocreales; Ophiocordycipitaceae
Product: translin family domain-containing protein
Exons: 3
Coding region: 1-819 (272 amino acids)
Cellular component (GO): cytoplasm; nucleus
Molecular function (GO): RNA endonuclease activity; RNA binding; sequence-specific DNA binding
Source: RefSeq, a predicted model, not a curated record